Molecule: messenger RNA, 885 nt
Organism: Lottia gigantea (owl limpet)
Lineage: Eukaryota; Metazoa; Mollusca; Gastropoda; Lottiidae
Exons: 5
Coding region: 1-885 (294 amino acids)
Cellular component (GO): neuron projection
Source: RefSeq, a predicted model, not a curated record
AUGUUUCUGUCACCAGAUCAGGUAUUGAUAUCUUACGGUACUAAAAUAGUUGAAGAUACUAGUAAAUACUCUGUAACACAAAUAUCUACCAAUAAAUACAAAUUACAAGUUAAAAAUAUACAACCUAGUGAUCAGGGAAUUUAUAGAUGCCUUUCUCGCAGACAACCAACACGUAAAAUAGUUCUAUCUCUUGUUGAAUCUACAAGUAUUUUGGAAUUCGGUUCAACUGGUGAUUUACAAGUUACAGAAGGUGAUGAUGGUAGAUUCUACUGUAAUGUUACUGGAUAUCCGAGACCAAAUAUUACCUGGUAUUAUACAAGAGAUUCAGAUAGUCCUGAUCAAUUGUCCAUGUUUUAUAUUUCAGUGAAAUUAGAAAAAACAGGACCAGAGUUAAUAUUAAAAGACACUCAGAAAUCUAUGGCAGGAAAGUACAGUUGUAUGGCUGACAAUGGUUAUCCACCAUUCUCAUCACUCGACAUGUUUCUCAGUGUAGAUUUUUCUCCUGUAAUAUCUCUACCUAAUACACAUGUUGGUCAGAUAUUAGAACGUGAUGUUAUAUUAGAAUGUACAGUACAAGCUGAACCUUUCCCAGAGGUCUUUUGGUCUCAUGAGGGUAAACGGAUACCAUCUGAUGGUGAAAGAGUAUAUAUUGAUGUUUAUCAAGACACUGUAGAUACUAUGACAUUAAGUUUAAAUAUUCGAGAUUUAACAAAAGAAGAUCUAGGUAUAUAUACAUGCAGUGCCAGUAAUGAUAUUGGUACAUCAGUUAAACACUUAAAGUUAUAUGGUAAGUAUGUAUAUAUCAUAUAUCCAUACACAAUAAAUGCUCAUUGUCUCUUCCUUAUUUUUAAAACUAUUAGAUAUUUCUACCAUGUUUCACUUUAG